Messenger RNA from Lates calcarifer (barramundi perch), 6838 nucleotides. Its product is annotated as alpha-tectorin-like. Gene Ontology annotation, molecular function: protein binding. The record is from RefSeq and is a predicted model, not a curated record. Lineage: Eukaryota; Metazoa; Chordata; Actinopteri; Centropomidae. Gene Ontology annotation, biological process: cell-matrix adhesion.
AUGAUUCACCUUUAUAUUACCCUUGGGCAGCUGUACGAGGGACCCCUCUAUCCAAUAUUUGGAGAUAGAAGCCCUCGAUCAGAUGAUGGAAGUUCUCCUUUAAUAACCUUGCAGCAACCUUUUUUCUAUUUUGGGAGGACGUAUAAUGAGAUUUACGUCAACCAGAAUGGACACAUGACCUUUGAAGCUCCAUGGACCAGUUUCAUACCUCAGAGGUUUCCAUUAUAUGGAACCAGAGACAUCAUUGCUCCUCUCUGGACAGAUUUGGACAACAGACUUACUGGUCAGGUCUACUACAACCAAUACACCAGUGGCAGUGUCCUCAAACAAGCUACACAGGACAUCAACACCUAUUUCCCAGGACUGAACUUCAACGCCAACUGGGUCUUUGUUGCAACAUGGUAUGAGGUGGCCUACUAUCCAAAUUCAGGAACACGCACAACUGUACAAGCUGUGUUGAUCUCUGGAGGCCAGUACUCAUUUGUAUUGAUGAACUACAGGAUAAUAGCCCCAACAACUCGCAGUGUACAGGCUGGCUAUGACACAAUCAACUCUACUCACCAUUACACCAUCCCUGGAUCAUUCUCUCCCUCUGCAACAGGCAGUAACUCAAAUUUCGUCUUGAGCAGCAAUGUAAAUGUGACGAGUCGCUGGGCUUUCCGGACAGACUUUGGUCCCAAAGGCUGCACUUUCAAAGGUGAACCUGUGCAGCUGGGAGACUCAUUCUGGAGCGACAGUACCUGUGCACAAAAGUGCACUUGCACCUCAUCGGGCCUGCAAUGUGUCAGACAACCCUGCUCUUUUUCACAAAUCUGCCGGGAAAGUGCCUUUCAGUUCUCCUGCCGGACAGUGCAGAGACGUACCUGCACCAUAAUCGGUGAUCCACAUUACUAUACCUUUGAUGGCACAGUGUUUCACUUUCAGGGUACCUGCACUUAUGUUCUUUCAGAACAAUGUGGUCGUGGGCUGCCCUACUAUAGAGUAGAGGGCAAGAAUGAGCACCGAGGCAGCACUCAUGUUUCCUGGACAAGACUGGUCAAAGUGUUGGUUCACAAUGAAACUAUUGAGAUUGUCAAAGGACAUCAUGGUCAAGCUAAGGUUAACGGAAUCUUUGCAGCCACUCCACUUGACCUUAACAAUGGCACGAUCCAGGUUUAUGAGUCAGGUUCUUCUGUGGUCAUCAGCACUGACUUUGGCUUGGAGGUUUCUUAUGACACAAAUCAUUAUGUCAAGAUCAGUUUGCCCUACACUUACCAGAAUGCAACAUGCGGCCUGUGCGGAGACUUCAACAAUAACCCAGAGGAUGACUUUAAAACUCGCCAAGGCGAGCUUGUGAGCUCUGAUGUGGUUUUUGCCAACAGUUGGCAAGCAUCAGGGGACGAUGAGCCUGGAUGUGAGCCACAGUGUGAAGGUCUGGCCUGUGCUGGCUGCACUGAAGAACAGACAGCUUUAUACAGCAACACUGAACACUGUGGUAUCCUCCAAAACAGUUCUGGACCUUUUGUUGCUUGCCAUCAAAAACUUCCCCCACAGACCUUUGUGGAGAGCUGUGUGUAUGAUCUGUGUGUAGGAGGAGGAUACCAGCCCAUUCUGUGUCAAGCCCUAAAUGUUUACGCAAGUCAGUGUCAGCAGAAUGGUAUCCAGCUGCCAAGCUGGAGGAAACCAGGCUUCUGUGAAAUCCCCUGCCCAGCCAACAGCCAUUUUGAGUCCCAAGGCACAGGAUGUCCAGCUACCUGUGUCAAUCCCAAUUCCACCCACAACUGCCCUCUCCCUGCCCAGGAGAGCUGCAUCUGCAAUUCAGGCUACAUCCUCAGUGGUGGGGUCUGCGUCCCUCAUUCUGAGUGUGGUUGCAGCUUUGAGGGUCGCUACUACCGCUCUGAAGAAACUGUAAUAGUGGACGAGGACUGUGGGAGACGCUGUAGCUGCAGUUAUGGCACCAUGACCUGUCGCUCACAUGGUUGUAGUCCACUUGAAUCAUGCAGGGUGGAGGACGGAGAAAGAGGGUGCAGACCUAACAGCUAUGCAACAUGCUGGAAAAAAGGCCCAAUAUCAUAUCAUACAUUUGAUGGAGUGACAUACCAGUAUCCUGGAGCAUGUCAGUUGAUCCUUGCAAAAGUAAUGGAUGGGUCAGACAAGCCUCACUUUGUAGUGAUGAUAGAAAAAACACCGAAAGGUCAGCAGAGGUUCACCUCAGUGUUAAAGUUAGCAGUGGAGGAUUUACAAGUGUCUAUUGAGUUGGCAAGCAGCAGCAAAGUACAGGUUGACGGCCAGCUGAUCCGACUACCAUUCAGCUUAGCAUCCAACCGAAUCCAAAUCUACCACAGCAGCAUUCACAGCAUCAUCCUUCGCACCUCCUUUGGUGUGACUGUGCAGACAGUCUGGCCUCACUUUGUGCGUGUCACUGUACCUGUUACCUACAGUGGUUCACUGGGUGGACUCUGUGGUAACUACAAUGGUCACUCAAAUGAUGACUUCCAGACACCAAAUGGUAUUGUGGUCAACAGCUCUCAGGUCUUUGGAGACAGCUGGAGAAAGGGCUCCCUGUCCGCACACUGUGUGGAAGGUACAAGUUACAACUUCACAACAAAUUACAACUCUAGUGAGCAGUGUGGGAUUCUUAGAUUGGCACAUGGGCCUUUUGCGAAGUGUUGGGAUGCAGUGGGCCGACAGAAAUAUGCUCAAAUUUGUGAUAAGACUGUUAAGUCCUCUAGAAAUCCAGCAGUGGUUGUCUGUGAGGUUCUGCGGGACUUUGCUCUUGUGUGCCAACAGAAAGGAGUUGCCUUAGGAUACUGGAGGAAUGUAACUGGCUGUGAGCAAACCUGCCCUCGAAACAGCCAUUAUGAACUCUGUGGAACCACUUGUCCUUCCACCUGUCCCAGCCUCUCUUUCCCUUUUACCUGUGACACUGUGUGUCAGGAUGGGUGCCAAUGUGAUGAUGGUUUUAUCCUCAAUGGCAAUCAGUGUGUGCCACCAACAUCUUGUGGAUGCUAUCACAACGGACGCUAUCGGCAAGGUGGUGAACAGUUCUGGGAUGGUGAGGAAUGUCAGCGCUUGUGUACUUGUAAUGGCAUAACUGGGACAGUCCACUGUACUCCCUACUCCUGUGGUCCCCAGGAGUCCUGCCGUGUGGUGGGGGGAGAGUUGGGCUGCCAUCCCAACCCUCAUGGCACCUGCUCUUCCUCUGGAGACCCCCACUACAUCACAUUUGAUCGCAAGGCCUAUGACUUCCAGGGAACCUGCCGCUAUGUUCUAGCAACUGUUUGUAAUGAUACUGAUGGAUUCCACCAAUUUUCAGUGGAAGCCAAGAAUGAGCCAUGGAAUGGGCUGUCACUUUCACUUGCAGCUGAAGUUUUUGUGAAUGUGUGGGGCUACCAAGUGCACCUUUCACGGGAAAGACGUGGUAUGGUUCAAGUCAAUGGAGUAACCAGGAAUUUGCCUAUUCUCUUGGACGGAGGUCAUGUGUCUAUCUAUGCAAGUGGAUCUCGUGUAUUUGUCAGCACUGAUUUUGGCUUGAGUGUCACCUUUGAUGGAUAUAGUACAGUGUUUAUCUCUGUACCUGGAAAUUACAGUGGAAAAACAUGUGGACUUUGUGGAAACUUCAAUGGAAAUCCAAAUGACGAGUUCCGAACCCCAGCAGGAACGAUAGUCACCUCUCCAGAUGCGUUUGGGACAGCUUGGAAGGUUCCAGGCAACUACACCUGCAGUGAUGGGUGUGGUUCCUCCUGUCCACAGUGUACCAAUGAGCAACCUGCUAGAGCUCAGUGUGAAGUGAUUCAAGCAGCCGACGGCCCCCUCAGCUUCUGCCAUGAGGAGGUGGACCCAACGCCAUAUUUCAAUGACUGUGUGUUUGAUGUUUGUGUGUCAGGAAACCAAGGCCAAGAUCUUCUUUGCAGGGCCAUUGAAGCGUAUGUCAGUGCCUGUCAGUCAGCUAAUGUCCAAAUCUACCCUUGGAGACAGAACACCACCUGCACAUCUUGCACUCCAGCACAAGAGUGCACCAUCAGAAAUGGCCAGCUGGGCUGUUUUGAUGCAAUGUCUACUUGCACUGUGUGGGGGGAUCCACACUACAUCACCUUUGAUGGGGCAGUGGCUCAUUUCCAGGGCACAUGCUCUUACAUCAUCACUGAGAGUGUGAGCCACGGCACCAAUGAAACCAGGUUUUGGGUAGCAGCCACCAAUAAUCACCGUGGAAACAACCGCGUGUCAUUUGUAUCAGCAGUGGAUGUAUACCUCUCAAAUCAACUAGAGAGUGAAUACAUCAGGAUUGGACCAAACAGAAGAGUAAAGGUAAAUGAAAGUGAGAUAUCUCUUCCUGCCACUGUGGGAACUUUGGGUCAGGUGGUAAGGCAUGGAGGCUACAUAGUGGUUGAUGCCUCGGACCUGGUCGUCCAGUUUGAUGGCAGGAGUACCCUACUGGUCAGAAUCGGUCAAAAUCGUCAAAACAGAGUCACUGGGAUGUGUGGAAACUCCAACAGAAAUCCUGCAGAUGACAAAGUUUUGCCCAAUGGCACAUUGGCACAGAAUGACAAUGAGUUUGGACACAGCUGGAAGGCACCCACAAGCCAACCAGGAUGUGGAUCCACUGAUGACAGGAGUGGUGGUGAAUUGAGUGACUGUACCUUCAGGGAAGAAUACACCGAGCUCUGCAGUGUCAUCACCAACACCACCGGCCCAUUCAGUGCCUGUCACCUGCACUCCGACCCCCAGCAAUUUUUCAGUUCCUGCGUCUAUGAUCUUUGCCUCUACACUCCAGCCAAUGGCAUGCUAUGUUCUGCCAUCUCAGCCUAUGAGAAAACCUGCUCAGUUUUGGGGUUGGACAUCCCCGAGUGGCGCUCUGGUUUGCAGUGUGCUGUGUCGGACCCAUGUGAACAUCUCAGUUGCACAGAAUAUGAGUGGUGUGGUGAGAAGGACAGUGUUUACGGCUGCUUCUGUGAUGAGCACUACUCUCAGCAGAAUAAUGAGAGCUACGACUCAUACAUCACUUGUGCCAGCAGUUCAGGCUCAAUAUCCCUGUCACGCUGCCAGCUCUUUGAAGCCGGCUUCCAUCCUAAUGCCCUCCAUCUCCGAGACAACUCAUGUAGAGGGACUCUCCAGGACGGACGACUGGUGUUCCACUUUAACAAUGACGACCAGCUGUGUGGGACAGUUCUCAGGAGCAAUGGGACCCACUUCAGAUAUGAGAACGCCAUUCUGGGCAAUGAAAGCCUCAACACUCACUUGGUUUUCUCCUGUGAAUACCCUCUGACUCAGGCCCUGUCUAUGGAUGUAGGCAUCAACCCAAUAGAGAGUUUUGUGAAGAAGAGACUUCCAUCUGGCCAAGGUCGCUAUCAUUUGAGAAUGAUCCCCUACCAGGACGCUGGUUUCCUCUUGCCCCUGACCAGUAACAAAAACAUGGAAAUGGAUGUAGAUCAGAGGUUGUAUGUGGAGGUGCGGGCUGAGGGAGUCGAUGGACGGCAGAUCUCCACCAUUCUGGAUUCUUGUUGGGCCACGCCAGUCAAGAUCUCCAGCUACCCUAUCCGCCAUGACCUCAUUACCACAAAGUGUCCCGACCCAGCAGAUGAUACAGUAGAGCUGGUUCAGAAUGGCAAUUCCACUGCAGCCCGUUUCUCCUUCGCUAUCUUCACCUUUACCAAUUUUCCAUCCAUCUACCUGCACUGUCAAGUCCACCUGUGUCUUUUGAGACACAACAACUGCAUAGCUCACUGCAACCAGGAUCACGACAGAGUUCAGAGAGAUGCAUCCUACCAUGACACUGUGAUGCUCUCACUUGGACCUCUGGCCCCUGUGCAGGGUAAAUGAAAAAAUGAUGGAACAUCUUUAGUGACCCUGCUUUGUUGACUGCAGCAAAUCUGACCUGGAGAUCAAAGAUGAUCUAAAUUAUACAAAUACAGUUGUGAAUGUAUACCACACUAUAAUAUGAAUAUAUUUCUUAAUCAUAAUCAAGUGGCUUAGUCAUGUAAGUUACUUUUCAUUUUAAAUUAUGGAGUGUCAACAUUUAGAAAAUAACAAGGUUUAUGUAUCACUCAUUGUGAGUAACUUUGUUUUAUGAUACAGCGAUGUGGCAAAGUGGUCAGUAGGCCUAUUUUUAGACACACUAUUAAACUUGAAAAUGUCAUGUUGAAAAAGUCAAAUUAACCAUGAAUUAGUAUUAUUUCAAUUCACUGAGCAAUAUCUAAAUACUGAAACAACUAACAGCAGCCGACAGGAACAUUCUUUCUGUCAUUUGUGGUAUCCACAUUAAACACACUAGUGAAUCAAGAGUGGUCCAGAUUGUAACAGCAGAAAGACAAUUGAGGUGCUGAGGCACUCUCAUGCCACACAACAUAAAAUAAUGUCUUGAUACUAUUCCUGUUUAUCUGCCUGUUUUGGUACAAACACUCUGACAUAUGCUCUGCCUACAUGUCUGUUGUUCUGUGUGUGUCAGAAGGAAUACUUUAACUUUUGCAAACAAGGGCAUUUCAAUUGUUUAUACCUUUAAGUUUGCUGGAAUUUCAAAAAUUGUGUGUUUGUUAUUUCUUGCCCUCAAUAAAGAUUUUGACUGGGAAAUGCUAGGCCAACUACCCACACUGGUUUUACCUGCUUCUACUGAACAGCUGGUAAAUGGAAAAAUCUGGAUGCACGAUCUGCCCGCAUCUCAUGAUCUUUUGAGCUGAGAAACUUACGUGCUUGAAACUCACAGCUUCCUUAUCUGGCAUUCCAUCAUUUACUGUGGCAUGUCUUUACUUAUUGUGAUGUAGUCUGCUGUUUCACCACUCAUUUUACUUUCUCCAUUGUCUGUUGAGAUGAACAAAUGAUGAAACAUGGCCAAAAAACAAACAAACAAUUAAACAGCUGAUAA